CAGCACAUGUCUACGAUGGACAGUCCCUGGUUCACCGCUGGCUGGUUGCGUCCCGUUGCCCGGCUGAUAAGUUCAAGGCUUCAACAUGGUCGACGAAAAUAACGCAAGUGUUUGACCGCCAAGCAUAGUUAUGAUCCAGGUUUCAGGCACUUGCGGGUCACGCAUGCUGCUCUUGGUCGAUUUACCGCAAGACGAAUCAGUGCGCCGUUAACGAAAAGUGAGAGCCCGUGGUGAAAUGACGGUCAACUUUCGUCCGUAAUAUUGAUUCCUGAUUCACAAUACGCGUAUUAAAAUGAAACGCUCAUUCACCGGAAGUAGCCGCCUCCUCACCGAAGUAUCGCCUUUCUAAUAAUUACUCUGGAUAAUGCUCGUGUCUGUCGCUGUCUAUUAGUAGGGUUGCUGAUAUGGGACCUUGGUCACGUCGACGAUUCCGCAUAACGCCUCUACGGAUUCUCGCCGCGUUGCUAAUGCUCGGCGUUCUAUUCUGGCUGAACCUGGACCGGCAAGUUGUGCCGCCGGAACCUUGCGCCGUUCCUGAGGAGUUCACUGAAAAACUUCACGAACUUGCCUACAGGGCGCAUUUGGUGCUGGCGAAACAUGGCAUAGUUCACUUUCUAUGCUUCGGUGGACUCUGGGGUCAGGCGAGGAUAGGCCGGGCCCUCCCGUGGGCCCGUAAAAUCGAGCUAUGCCUCGUUGACAAUCUACGAGACGACGCGCUCAUUUCGAAGGCCUUCAGACAGGCUGGACUCGCCGCUACGUAUCUUCACGCCGCCGGUAUUUACCGAGUCCAGGAACAGGAAGUCGGCGAAGACGCUCCGCGGGUGGAAAUAAUCGUCUUCGAGGAGGACGUCAAGGCGCAGAUGGUCAGACGAGUCGGAUGGACGCGAAGAGUGCUUCCACCUGACUGCGAACUCUCUCCGAGCUUGCAGUGCUUCCCGCCACAGCUGGCGAUCUCGCCUUUACCGAUCAAGCAGUUUGGCAGUCACGUGUUGCCGGUACCACGCGAGGGUAUUGAACUCCAGAAGUAUCACUAUCCCGACAACUGGUGGCUCGAGGUGAAGCCGAUCGAUUGUAUCGAUCGCGAGAGCUCGUAGUACAUAUACGAUUUAAUCACGGAUAAGAAGAAAAAGGAUGUACCUGAGUAAUGUAUGUCCCAAAUUGGGGAUUGUUAAGAGUAUCGAGUGCCAUCCUUGUUCUCGCAUCGCUAGCUUCGUUCCGAAUGAUCAUGACCUAGCUCGGAAGUACGAGCGUAGAAAUACCGCUAAUAAUGUGGAUAUGAACAGAAAUUUUAACAAACAGAAAUUGCUUUCGGUUUUUAGUUACACGACUUGACCAAAAAAACGUGAGUCUAAUUUUGUACACUAUUUGCUUCAAGUUUGUUCGUACCACGAAGCCAUUAUACAAAUAGUGGUCCAUGCUUGAAAUUAGUCAAUAAUGAAAUGAUCCGUGCUAGAAGGACUGUAAGAGCAAGUUGACGACUAGCGUUGAGUCGUUCCAUACCUAAACAGAAGACUUUCUUCCAUGAUUACGAUACCUGAUAGUGCAUGUAAAUUUUUUUUAAUCGUAAUCAGCGCUUCUGUACAGUUAUCAAAUAUCUGGAGCACUGGAAUAAUUAGGUGCUUUCUUUUAGAAAACCGCGUAAAAAAAAAAAAAAAACUACUCACGCACCACUCUUUAGUAUCACUAAUUGUAAGUUUUAGUGUCAAAUU
Messenger RNA from Neodiprion virginianus, 1709 nucleotides. RefSeq lists its product as uncharacterized. NCBI's taxonomy places the organism in Eukaryota, Metazoa, Arthropoda, Insecta, Hymenoptera, Diprionidae. Bases 405 to 1094 code for a protein of 229 amino acids. The transcript has 4 exons. The record is from RefSeq and is a predicted model, not a curated record.